Hyposmocoma kahamanoa is the source of this 1681-nucleotide messenger RNA. Its product is annotated as STAM-binding protein-like A. The transcript is spliced from 11 exons. Gene Ontology annotation, biological process: protein K63-linked deubiquitination. The record is from RefSeq and is a predicted model, not a curated record. Gene Ontology annotation, molecular function: metal-dependent deubiquitinase activity; K63-linked deubiquitinase activity; protein binding. NCBI's taxonomy places the organism in Eukaryota, Metazoa, Arthropoda, Insecta, Lepidoptera, Cosmopterigidae. Bases 58 to 1311 code for a protein of 417 amino acids. Gene Ontology annotation, cellular component: membrane; endosome.
GCAGCCAUGCUGUAGCGACUUAGGAAUGAAUCGUCAUAACCGAAAAAACACAGAAGGAUGCAGUCGGAGGAAAAGCGAACACGGCAGUCAGUGGACCUGGCGAGCCUGGAGCCAGCAGUCAGGGUAAAGCAGCUGGCGACUUAUGGCGCCAUGGUAGAGGUGGAUCCCAAUGUACCCCCGAGGAGGUACUACCGUUCAGGUCUAGAGAUGGUCAGAAUGGCGAAUGUAUACUUGGAAGAAGGCAACCUUGAGAACGCUUACAUCCUUUAUAUGAAAUUUAUGACUUUAUUUGUGGAGAAGAUUCGCAAGCAUCCAGAGUACACUUCUGUACCUGCCCAAGUAAAGAUAGUGAACCAGACCAAAUUAAAGGAGGUGAUGCCAAAAGCUGAGAAAUUGAAGCAGAAAUUGUUAGAUCAAUAUGCGAAGGAACAUCAGACUUAUAAGGAGAAUUCAAGUAAAAGACGUGCAGCAGAAGAAGAAAGACGGAAGCAAGAGCAGGAAGACGCAAAACUAGCACAGAGGUUGCAGGCUGACGAGAACCGAAGAGACAAUGUGACCAGCACUCCACAUUUAAAGCAUACAGAGCAGUGGGCCGUGUCGCCGAGUGCGCCGCCGGUGGACGGCAUCGUGUACCCCGAAGACUGGCCGGCAGCGCAGCCGCGCCCCGCGCCCCUCUUCCGGCCCGACCCGCCCGAGUCCGCCGCCAAGCCGCCCUUGAACCGCGAGUCGUCGAACUUCUCGGGGCUGCUGACGCCGCUGCUGGCGCGCGCGGCGGAGCGGCCGUCGCUGCGGCGCGUGCGCGCGCCCUCGGCGCUGCUGGCGCGCUUCCUGCGCCUGGCCGCGGCCGACACCGCGCGCAACGUCGAGUGCUGCGGCAUCCUCGCCGGCGUGCUGGAGCGGGACCAGCUGAAGAUCACGCAUGUGAUCGUGCCCAAACAGACUGGCACGGCGGACUCGUGCAGCACAAACAACGAGGAGGAAAUCUUCCAUUACCAAGAUCAGCACAACCUUAUCACGCUAGGGUGGAUACACACGCAUCCGACGCAAACUGCGUUCUUAUCGUCGGUGGAUUUGCAUACGCAGUGCUCGUACCAGCUCAUGAUGCCGGAGGCCAUCGCCAUCGUCUGCGCGCCCAAGUACAACGAGACCGGUUAUUUCGCGUUAACACCAGACUACGGCAUGCAGUUCAUCGCCAACUGCCGCCUGUCUGGCUUCCACCCGCACCCCAACGACCCACCACUCUUCUAUAACGUAAACCAUAUCCACCUGGACGAGACAGCGCCCGUGGAAAUGGUCGAUCUCCGAAGGUGAACACAGACGGGACAUCAGCACUGAAACAAAUUAUAUCGUCCUGUCUUUGCACUAUUGAUUUGAACACGCACUUGUCAUCACCAUACUAAUCGUACUGAGACAUCAGCAUUUUGCUUUGCAAAGUAGCUGGUAUUGACUGAUUGUUUAAGCUAGUUCGCGCCUUGGGUAGUGGCGGGUUGAGGGGGCGGAACUCGCUUUCACGUUCAGGUUAUAAUGCGCUACGUAUGGUAAUGGUUGUAAAGCGUGUUAUAUUGUGUGUUCAUCUUUUUCCGCUGCUAAACGUUAUUUGUAAGGGUCAGAGAUGUGACGUGGUGCCGAAUCCUAUACAACAAAUUGAUGUUGGUCACAAAUAAUCUAGCGAAAACAGCGC